Messenger RNA from Aegilops tauschii subsp. strangulata, 1257 nucleotides. The record is from RefSeq and is a predicted model, not a curated record. NCBI's taxonomy places the organism in Eukaryota, Viridiplantae, Streptophyta, Magnoliopsida, Poales, Poaceae.
AUGGAGGAGGAGGGGGCGAGCUUGGGUGCCGUCCCUCCCUCGGCGGACCAGGAGGACAUCGACACCGUCAUCGAGGAGGUCGCCAAGGAUGCCGAGGCCGAGUCUGACAAGAUCGUUGCCGAGGAGGCCGCCAAGGGGUACUUGAAGGUGGGCGACGGCCUGUUCGUCCACCUCCCAGGGACGGCGGGCACCAGGGCGCUGGCCGAGGGGGAGGUUUUCGACGACGAGGCGCUCGCCACCGCCUGGCUCCAGGUUGUCGAUGAACCGAGCCCCAGCGACGGCGGUUCCCAAGAGGAGCAACUUCUCCGAGCCAUGGGCGCCAACUUUCAGAAACUCCAGGCACUCCACCUUGCCCGCCUGGACAAGGCGAAAUCCAAGUUGGCGGCCGUGGACAAGGCGGAGGCGGAUCUUGAGGAGCGCGUCGCUCAGACGCAGGCCUGGUUCUGCGAGGCUCAGGAAGGACUAAAGGCUGCCCAGGAUGAGCUGGCCGAGCGCAAACGGGAGCUCAUCCUGAAGCAAGCUGACGUCGAGAAGGCCCAGGAGCACCAGGCUCUGCUGGACUCCCAAGAGGAGGACCUUACCGCUCGUGAGGAGGCGCUCGCCGCCACACUCCGCGGCAAGGACAAGGAGGUUGAGAAGCUUGUCGCGCAGGGGACCCAGGAGCUGGAGCAGAGGCACAAGGACACACUCGAUGCUCUGACCCUGGACCAUGCCGGCAAGGUGAAGGAGCUGGAGCUGGAGCGGGAUGGGCUGAACAAAAAGGUCUUGGAGCUGAUGGAGGAGAAGGACACGGCCAACGGCGCUUUGGCGGAUGCGCAGGCCGCGGUCCUCGUCAAGGCUGAGCUACUCUCCAAGGCCAACGACUCCAUCAAUGACCUAAAGCUGAAGCUGGAUGGCCUGGAGGGGACGCUUUCGGAGGUCAGGGCCCGGGAGGAGACCCUGACCAAGGACCUGGAGGAGGAGAAACGGCUGCGGAGGGACGGCACCGCCGAGUACGAGGAGUACGCGAAGGGCGUGAACCUCUGGAUCGGCCGCCUCGUCGACGUCGCAGGGAAGCUCACCGCCCAGCUAGCCGUCAUGGGCAUGCCGGACGUCAGGCUCUUCGAGGACCGGAACAUAAGCCCCAACGCCAGGCUGACGUUGUUCUUCGAGCGCAUCCUCGAUGCCCUGGAUCAGCUCCGCUCCAACCGGGCAACUUAUCUAGCCAACGAGGCCCGGAGGCUCUGCCGGGGUGCCCUUACCAAGGUGGCGUUCUAG